Molecule: messenger RNA, 1488 nt
Organism: Macrobrachium nipponense
Lineage: Eukaryota; Metazoa; Arthropoda; Malacostraca; Decapoda; Palaemonidae
Exons: 4
Coding region: 1-1488 (495 amino acids)
Source: RefSeq, a predicted model, not a curated record
AUGAGAGUCACUCAGUUUACUACGUCUGUAAAGUCAUGGAAUACGAACUCCACACAACGAGCAAGAGACGGCGGUGAGAACACUGCUUCGGACGACGGCUCAGAGCGCACUGGCGCUGAGCAUACUUUACUAACCCUGCGGCCACAACACUGUGUCCAAACAACCCUCCAGUGCCCAUUACUAACCUCCAGUGUCCAAACAACCCCCAGUGUCCAUAACAACCCUCCAGUGUCCAUAACAGCUCCCCAGUGUCCAUACAACCCUCCAGUGUCCAUAACAACCCCCCGGUGUCCAUACAACCCUACAAUGUCCAUAACAACCCCCCGGUGUCCAUACAACCCUACAAUGUCCAUAACAGCUCCCCAGUGUCCAUACAACCCUCCAGUGUCCAUAACAGCUCCUCAGUGUCCAUACAACCCUCCAGUGUCCAUAACAGCUCCCCAGUGUCCAUACAACCCUCCAGUGUCCAUAACAGCUCCACAGUGUCCAUACAACCCUCCAGUGUCCAUAACAGCUCCUCAGUGUCCAUACAACCCUCCAGUGUCCAUAACACCCCCCCCGUGUCCAUACAACCCUCCAGUGUCCAUAACAACCCCCCAGUGUCCAUACAACCCUCCAGUGUCCAUAACAAACCCCCCAAAACCCCCCCUGUCCAUGGACAAUCCUCCAGUGUCCAUAACAGCUCCCCAGUCUCCUCAGUGUCUGUACAACCCUCCAGUGUCCAUAACAGCUCCCCAGUGUCCAUACAACCCUCCAGUGUCCAUAACAGCUCCCCAGUGUCCAUACAACCCUACAGUGUCCAUAACAACCCCCUGGUGUCCAUACAACCCUCCAGUGUCCAUAAAAACCCCCCAGUGUCCAUACAACCCUCCAAUGUCCAUAACAGCUCCCCAGUGUCCAUACCAACCCAGCAGUUGUCCUAUACCCCCCGUGUCCAUACAACCCUCCAAUGUCCAUAACAGCCCCUCCAUCCCAGGUGUUCCCAUACACCCCCAUCCAUGGUGUCCAUACAAGCCCUACAGUCCUAACAACUCCCCCAGUGUCCAUAAACCCCCCAACCCCCCGGUUUCCAAAAUAGAACAACCCUCCGUGUCCAUACAACCCUCAGUGUCCAUAAACAAGCCGUCCCUAACAACCCCCCCCCGUGGAAACAACCCCCCGUCCAUACCACCCUCCAGUGUCCAUAACAACCUCCCAGUGUCCAUAACAACCCCAGUGUCACCUACCAACACUCCCCAGUGUCCAUACAACCCUGCCAGUGUCCAUAACAACCCCAGUGUCCAUAACCUCCGUGUCCAUAACAACCCCCCGGUGUCCAUACAACCCUCCAUUGUCCAUUCAACCUCUAGUGUACAAUACCACAACCCUCCAGUGUCCAAUAACCCCCCAGGUGCCCUCCUAUUUGAACCCCAAGUCCUACCUAACAACCCUCCAGUGGUCCAAUUCACCACAAACCCUCCAGUGUCCAUUCAACCCCACCGUGCCUAA